UUGUUCUUGUUAUGUGGUUAGAAAUUUUCUAUUUAAAUAUUACCACUGAAUCAAUGAAAGUACAGUUGUUUUUUUUUUUUUUAUAUAAAAAAUUAAAUAACUAUUAGUUGAUUAAGGUGAUUGGUUUUAUGAAAUGGCCGAAUCGAAUAAAGUGGAAGUCGUGAUCUCAGGCAUUUCCGGAAUAUUUCCAGAAAGUGACAAUGUGGAAGAAUUAAAAGAAUUGCUUUUUAGUAAACAGAACGGUAUCACAUUGGAUUCCAGACGUUGGUCGUUAGGUGAGAUAAAAAUUAUAGUAGGUACAUCACAAAAGUACUAAAAUUGAAGACAAAUAAUAAUUGUUGACAUAAAUGGCACUCAAACCAAAUGUUGACAAAAAUGAUAAAACGAUAUAAAUUGUCCUGUAACAAUAUUAAUUUCCAUAAGUGAAAAGUUCAAAAGCACCCGAAUGGGCGUACGCUGCUAAAUUCUAUAAAUGUAUUACAUUAAUAAAAUUAAACAAUUGAAAUAUUUUUGGAGUUUGAAUAUAGAAAACAGUUUUAAUAUUAUUAUAAUAUAUCGUAUUGAUUUUUCGAGUUUAGAUGAAUAUGGGAUGACGUCCGGAGUUGGCAAAGUUAAGAAUAUUAACAAGUUUGAUAAUGUUUUCUUCAACAUGCACAGGAAAUUAUGUAAGUCUUCGGAAACGGUGAUAAGGGUAAACCUGGAGAGGUCUGUGGAAGCUAUUAUAGAUGCGGGUAAGAAUAUGCGUUAUAUGAUUAAUAAUAAUUGCCUGUAAUAUCAACGGACGUUAAGCUAUUUGAUAUAUUAUUAUAAUAAUAUUUUAAUCAUAUGAAUCAACGUAAUCGUACCGAACAAAAAUUUGCCAUAUACAAAUUAUUAAAAUGACGUUCAUAACGAAAUAUAUGUUUAAAAAAUAGAAAAAUGUUCCUCCUUUCAAAAAAAAAAAAAACAACAGAAUCGUAGUUAAGAUAAAAACAACUAUUUCAAUGCUAUAAACACUUUAUUAAUGUGGUUUAUAUAAACAAGAAUAAAAAAGUGGGAACAUAGGAAAAAUAUAAUCAUAUAAGUUAUAUCUGUACGCAACAAUAAAUCAUGAAUAUACUAAAUAAAUACUAUUUGAGUCAAGUUUGGCUAUCCAUAAUUAGGGAUACCAUUUUUUUUACGAUUUUUGUCAAAAUUUGAUCUUAAAACAAUUAUGAAAAAAAAACGAAUGCAUUAAAAUCAAAUUUGUUAUUUAGACCACUAAAUAAAACUCAUAAUGUACCAAAAGUUAAAUUUUUAAGCAUUUCUUUUCAGUCAUAUAAUUUUAAAAAUAGACAAAAAUACAUAUGAAAACACGAAAAUAAAAUACCUAAAAAUACCUUAAAAAUAAUUUCUAGAAUGUUUUUAAAAUUUCAUUACGACUACAAAAGGCAAUAUAUAAAUAUUUUGUAAAAAAUAUAGGUCUCUACAAUAAUUUUUAACCGAAAAACAACCAUACUCUCAAAUGUCGUAUAUUUUGUUGAAUUUCCUAUGUUUUCCCCCGGGUUUUCGUAAUUAUUUGGAAAAUUAUAGGAAAAAUCAAAUAACGAUUUUCUUACUUACCAACAAGAAAAAAUAUCUUUUAGAAAAUAUGCUACACAUAAAUUCGGAACAAAGAUUUCUGGUAGAAAAAUAUAAUCUUAAAAAUUAUAAAUAAUAAAUUCGUUGCACCGCCACCGGAAUUUAAAAAAACUCGUAUUUUAGUAUUUUUUGGUUUUUCUCGAUUAUUAUGAAAACUACUUUAGAUAUCAAAAAAACCAAAACCGCUGAUUCGCGUUUACUGGAUAUUAUGUUAUAACGCGUAGAAUACGAUGAUUAUUUAGAGUGUGUAUGUAAGAAAUAGGGAAAUGAUAUUAUUAUAAUUAUUAUAGGACGCCUACGUCUGUGGUGUACAAAAUAUUGUAUUGGUGUGCCUAUACGUUAUAGAGGAAAUCAUCGUAAAUGUCCGUCGUCGAUAUGGAUUUUUUUUUAUUUAUUUAUUUUUUUAUGUUAUGUAAAAAAAAAAUAAAGUAAAAAUAUUAUACUACGGCGGUGGCGCUCCGUGACAAAUGCAAAUGGGGGAGUCUCGAAAUAGUUUUUAUUAUAUUAUGAUUGAUCGAUACACGUUUGCGAUAACCUGCCGAUGUUGUCACCGUUCCCCAUAUAUAAAAAAAAAGACGUCCUAGGAUAAUGGGGACGGGUGCAGCCACUGUUGUAGAUAAUUUAACGUAUACCUGUAAGCAACGAUAAACUAUUACUUACGAAAAAACGAUUCUAAACGGAGUUCAGUUGAUAGUGAUACUUUGUCAACAAUAUUUAUAUCAUUUUAUAGUAAAAUAAAUAAAUAGGCUUUAUAUAUUUUUUUGAAUAAUAUUUGUUUAAUGGUUUACCGAUUUUCCCAAUUUUCUUACGUUGUAACCAGUUUUUUACAUUUUUUUGGGAAAGCUCUUGAGAAAAUCGAAAAAUUACCUCUUUGAAAUAUCUUUCCACACAAAUACACCGAUUUCCUUUCAGAAAACGUGGUACACUUAGAAAUCCGAGAAAGUCUUCAGGUAGAAAAGUUGUUAACAGAUAAAAAAAAAAACACCUUUGUAAAACUAUUAGCUUCUUCGCUCCACUCAGAAUCUAAAAUUAAUUCCUUUAUCAAUAGCUUAACAUUAAUUAUACAAAAAAAUCCCAAAUCAACCACUAGACAUUUUUUAUUUGAAGAAAUAUUUCUGAUAGAAAACAACGUUUGCAAAAAUUAAAAUAAUAAAACCGGGAUGCCAUGUAACUGUAAAUAUUAAUCAAUUUUAAUUUUUUGGUUUUUUCUAAUUAUUUUGAAAACUAUAUUGGAUUUCAAGUACCAACAUUCUUUAUUAGUGGCUAUGUACUAAAAGGAACAAAAUUCAAAAACCGACUUUUAUACUCACCAAUUAGAUUAAAAAUGCAUUGUUAUUUUUCUAUCAUAGUAAUAUUUAUCAUAAAUACCAAUAUUUUUCGGUUUUUCUAAAUAAUUAUGAUGUAAACUACUUGGAAAAUAAAAAAUCGAUUUUCUUAUUCACUAAUAUUAUUUAAAGCCUCUAUUCGUUUUUUAUUGGAGUAAUAUUUCUGAAAGAAAAUAUGAAAUCAUACUUCGUAAAUUUGUUAAUUUUUCAAUUAUAAUUUUUCGUCUUUUGAUGAAUUUUUCAAAUUAUUAUGAAAACAGCUUGUAAAUACAAGAAAUGACCUCAUUAAUUCAUCAACUAGACGCAAUUAUCUUUCAAUAAACAUGGUACAUUCUAUACAUCAGAACAAUAUUUCUCUUCGAAAAGUUGUUUACAGACAGAUAAAUGAGUUGAUUGGGGAAGAUUGGGGAAGAUUGCAGUCACUGUUGUAGGUGAGUAGUUGCGAAGGGGAAUUUAUUUAAUUUAUACCGGUAACCAACAAUAAACCAAAUUACUAAAGAAAAACGAUUCAGAGCGAGAUUCGAUUAUACAUGUUUUGAAAGAAAGGCCCUAAUUUUUACGGUUUUCGUCAAAAUUUGAUUUUAAAAUUCUUAUAAAAAAAAAAAAUUAUAUUAAACUUAGAUUCUGAGUGGAGCGAAGAAGAUUAUAGAUUUAUAAUGAUGUUAAUUUUUUUAUUUUUUUUUUUUGUAAACGACUUUUCUACUAGAAUUAUUACUUCAAUUCACAAGUGUAGCACUUUUUCUGAAAAGAAAUCUGACUGAAAUGGUACUCUAAUGAAGUUAUUUUUUGAUUUUCCUAGGAGUUUUCCCAAUAAAUGAAAAACUGGAAAAACCAAAACACAGGGAAACCGAAAAAACGGGAAAAUAGAUACAAUAUUAAACAAAUAUAAUUAAAGAAAAUGUUUAAUACAUAGGUAAUUAUUUUACUAUAAUAUGUCAUAUAUAUUGUUGACAAAACAUCACUAUCAACUUUAUUACGCUCAGAAUUUAUUUUUCGUUAGCAAUGGUUAAUCGUUGCUUACAGAUAUACAUUAAAUUCCUAUCCUACUAUCUUACCUUUCCUACUUCCUACCUUCAACAGUGACCCAUCCGCGUGCGAAGUACGUCUUUUUUUUCCCAUAGUUGGACAUUAUAUAAUGAACCUCCUGUCAAAUUUUCAAAGAUUUCUGUUUAGUCCAUCAAUUUCAUCCACAAAGUACGUGUCUAAUAAAAAUUAUGUAAAAUAUUCGCAAAAUGAUCAUCUCUAAAUAACUCAAAAAUGGCUCAAAUAUUUUGAACAUUUUACGACGUCUAGAAAAAUAUAUAUACUUUUUAUGCAAAAAUUUUAAACCUUAACGAAUAUUUUUAACUUAUUGAAAAUAUUUGUCUAAACAUUUUUGUAUGCAUAACAUUAAUAUCAGAUUUACUGUUUAUGAAUUAUAACAGUUUAAAGUUUAAACCGGAAGAGUAGGCAAGGAUAAUGAAUUGCCUAAUUUUAACAUUAAAAUCCUCUGAUAUAUUUGCUGGUUCAUGAUAAAAAAAUCACCCUUUAUAUAAGUUUUAUAAUAACUGUUUUGAACAUUACACAUAUUAAUAAUAGGUAUUCUUAUAAAGGUUUAAAUCCAGGAGAUUUGUACAACACGAACACGGCGGUAUUCGCUUGUUCUUCGGGAGGUGAAACCGAUUCAAUCGCUAUGUUCGACGAAACGAAAUCGGGUAUGACUAUACUAGGUCAUAACAAGGCUAUGCAAGCCAAUCGGCUUUCUUACGUGUUGAAUUUGAACGGUAAGUGAAUAAAAAAUAGUAUGCUAGACAUUUUUCGUUUAUUUUUUCUUUAUCCGAGGUCUUCAUUAUCAAAAAUUAUAAGGAACGAUGUUAUUAUAUUAUGCGUUUUUUAGGGCCGAGUUUCACUUUAUUCUCAUCGUUUACCGGUGGAUUGGAUGCUCUAUUUUUGGCCAAAAACAUGAUCGAAAAGGGUCACAUCAAAACCGCAAUAGUCGGUGGUUGUACCCUGGUACAGCGUCCGAACUUGUCGCUGCAGCUAAAAGGUCUGGGUGUGUUGACUGAUGGCAUAGAAACGAGAUCAUUUAGCGACGAUGGUACGUACAUAAUAUUAAAAAUUAUAUUGGGAUUCUCCAGGUAACAUUUAAACUCGAAGGUUGCUGUCUCUGAGAUAAUAAUACAAAUUGUGAUGUAAAUUGUGCACCUAGAUUUCUGAAAUUCAAUCUCUAGAGACCCAUAAAAAGUUUGUUAUUUUGGAGCAAAAAUCUUACUAUUUUUUUGAUUUAUGGGAUGAUGAAAUAAAAGAAAAUACAGUGAUUAUUAGAAAUACAUGAGCGGGGGCAGGUGCGUACUAAUCCACUGGGGUAUCGGUAAUUUCCCAAUAGGUCUUUCUCAUGUUAAGUCUUAAUUUAUACACGUUUUCCUAUUUAAGAUACCAAAGCGUAAUGAGGGAGCUAAAGGUAUUUAAUUAUUUUACUAUGAAAUGACAUAUUGUUAUUGUUAUAUAUAUUGUUAACAAAGCAUCACUAUCAACUGAACUCUUCUCAGAAUCGUUUUUUCAUAAGUAAUGAUUUAUCUUUGCUUACAAGUAUAGAUUAAAUUAUCUACAACAGUGGCUGCACCCGUCCUCAUCAUCCUAGGAAGUCUUUAUUUUUUUUAUACUAUGUACACAAUUUCUCCUAGAAAUCUUGCUCAAAUUAAAAAAUUAUGUUACCUUUUUUGUUCUAGAUGAAUUGAAACGGUCAUUUUUUUUAUUUUCCAAGUGGUUUUUAUCAUAUUUUCGAAAAACUGUAAAAAAAAAAAAAAAAAGAUUUAGGAAAAACAGACAAUUUACGACAAUUAUUUCUUUUAUUUCAAUAAUUUCAUUUUGCUGUAACAUGCACAAAAAUAAUGUUAAAACCUGAAAUGUCCAAAAAAUAUUCAUAUUUAUUCUUUAUAAGUGUAAAUAAAUUUCAAACCGUUCUAGUGAUCUUUGAGCUAUUUAUAGACAUUUACUGUUUUCUAGUUUUUUUUUAUUAUAAAAUUUUAUAUACUAUUUUUGGGCACAGAUAUAAAUUAAAUUUCCUUUUAUAUCCCUAUAUUCUGCCAUCCUUCGUAUUCUUAUACCGCUGAAUACUUGAGAGAAUAUUCUAAUAGAUACCAAUUCUAAUAUUAAGAAUUACUGGCCAUGUAAUUGCAACCAUUUUUAAAUUUUAAAAAAAUGAAACAAAUUCUAGUUCGAAAAAAACAGAAUUACCAAUAAUGAAAAGUCCCUUCAUUCUAGUAAAACCAACACUGAAGAUGUGCUCCAAUGCUCCAUAACAUAUUUUGCUGGAUAUUUGGUUAAAAAAUGUUUGGUAAAACAUACAUGUGAUGUCUGGGAAACUAAUUUAAAAACAAUGAUACAUACUUAAUUGAUUCACAUCACCUUUUAAUGUUUUAAAAAACAUAUGAUUUAUUGGACCAACUCAGGAAAUGAAAGUUCCAUCAGACUUAAUAUUAAAAAAAAAAUAUAAUAAUAUUUUUAGAUGUAUUUAAUGAAUGUUUUAAGAAUAAAAUUUGAACGACAUAUUAUACUCGCACAACUUAAAGAAAAGAGCAAAACAAAUAAUAAUUAAUAUAUAUUGACCAACAUUUAUAAAUCUAUUCUAUCGAAAUGUGAAAUACAUUAUGAAUAUAUUAUUGAGAUACUUUUUAAAACAACUAUUUUUAAAUAAUGUAAAUUGAAAAAUAAGAAGAUUAAUGGGAGAAGACAAGUCCAAAAUGAAGCAAAAUUGAGUAUUUUAACAAAAUAAUUAAAUAUUUAUUUUACUUAUAUUUUUAGAUUCUGAGUGUAGUAAAGAAUAUAUAGGUACUACAAAGAUGUUUAAGGCAGGAUGCCGCACAUUUAAAUGAAAAUUACAUUUGUCUAUUUUUCUUUUUAUAAUCAAUGGUUUUACUAAGAUGUUUAUUUUUUUUCUUUUUAUUAUAUUUUUUUAUCCUGUGUAUGAACAUUCUACCAGAAAUCUUCCUCAGAUAUAUACGCAUGGCACCAUAUCUAGAAGGAAAUGUUGUCCAGAUGGUACUCUUGGAAGGUCAUUUUUUGAUUUGCCAAGUGGUUUUCAUAAUAUCUGGGAAAAACUAGGAUAAAUCGUAUGAAAAACGGGAAAUUUACGAAAAUAAUGCUAUUAAUAUUUUUCAACUCUGUUAUUUGUUGUCAUUCAGUUAAAAAUAUUCGUAGAAACUUGAAAUUUAGACAGAAAACUUAUAAUUGCCUUUUCUAUUCGUGGUCAAAUUUUAAAACAAUUGAUCCAUUUUUAGGCUUUUUAUGAACAUUUUAAUAUUUUUGACAUUUAGUUUAAAAUAUUCGAAUCACCUCUAUGGACUUAAAAUUGGGACAGAAAAUUUAUUUUUACAUAUUUAGAUGUGGUCAAAUUUAAAAUAAAAUGUAAGCCAUUUUUGGACUAUUUAUAGACAUUUUCAUUUUGCGAGUUUUGUACAUAAUUUUUAUUCGGUAGGUACUAUGUGGUAAAAUUGUUAGACUUAAUAGUAAUGAUUGAAAAUUUAACAGGAGGUUCAAUAAGAGGUUCAAUAAUACCAUUUGUGGUAAAAAAAAAAAAAUUAGUUUUAUGUAGCAUUUUUUUUUUUAUAAAGAAAUUUUAAUAUACAAUUUUAACGAAAAUCGGUUAAUAAAAAAUUAUGUGAAAAAUUAAUUUUUCAAUUUUUUUUUUUUUGAACAUAUAUAUAUUUUUGAUUUAAGAAAGAUGUAGAAGUCAGAAUUGAGAGGACUAAGUUUCGAAAUUAAAGCUUUUUGAAGUUCUGAUAUUAUGCGGAUACUAUAUGUUAUGUUAAAUAAUUCUAUAUUGUCCUUUUAAAAGUAUAUUUGUUGUGAUCUAAUAGUUAUUUAUGUCAAUUAUCAUACUAGAGGUUCCGACUUCAAACCAGUAUGUCAACAAGACAUUGUUUGCAUUUUUUUCCUUUUUACCUAAACAAGGAAAAACCAAAUGCAUUUUUGGUGUGUAGAACUCAAGCCAUCACUCCCUCGGACUAUUUUAAUCACGAAAUACCUCUCAAUUUGCUGUGCAAACUUUUCUACCAGAAAUCUUGCUACGAUGUAUCAAGUGUAAUUUAUUUUCGAAAAGGAAAUUUUAUCUCCAUGGUAAUUUAUGGAAGUCAAUUUCUGAUUUUUCAAGCGGUUUUCAUAAUAACUAAGGAAAACCAGGAAUGGAAAAUGUUGGAAAAACGGAAAAUGUAUGAAAUAUAGGUAUUAAUAAAAAAAUAUUAUGGCCUUAGUUUCUGUGUACAACUUUUCUACCUGCAAUUUCGCUUCAAUUUAAAAUGAAAGCACUUUUUCUAAGAGGAAAUCUGACUGACAUGGUACUUUCUAAGGGUCAUUUUUCGAUUUUCCCAAGAGGAAUAACCUCCUCUGAACAGUUGACACUAGUGCUAGAAGAAAGGUGAAGGGAGGGGGCUAAUCCCUCCCCCCGUUUUUUUUUUUAUUCGUUAUUUCGGUUUAUGUCAUCGUUUAACACAUUCGUAUGGUGACUAUAUAAAAAUGAUAAGUACCCCUUCUCGAAAAAAAAAAAAUUUUAAUCGUAAUAAUAUUUGUUUAUUAUUAUAAAAUGUGUUAUACAUUUUUGCGAUUUGGUGAUUUCUGAGAUGUAAAAUCAAUUGGUCGUUAGUAACGGUUAGAUCUAUACUUGGAAAACUCUAAUAUUGCUAUUAUUAUGUAGAUUGUUCAUCUAACUACGAGCAUACUUUAGGACAAAUCCGGUUAUAAAAUGUUAGGUUCUAACGUAGAAAAUAUUAUAUAUUAAUAUCAUUAAAUAUAUAUGGUUAAAUAUCACAUAGAAAUGUAGAAUUACUUUUGAAACGUAAUAUAAUUAUUUAGAUUUUAAAAAUACCUUUUAUGAUCAUAUAUUUAGAAUUUUAUUUUAUUAUUUAAUCAAUAAUAUCAUAUUGUUAAUAUAUUUAAAAUAUCAUUUUGCCCUUGAAUUUAUAUAUUAUAUUAUAUAUUUUUAUAUGACUAUUAUUAUGAUCAUACUGAUUAAUUUUUCAGUUCACCUCUUGUUAAGUCAAAUCACUCGCAAACUACCUAUAUCUACAGAAAAUAUUUUGUUUGAAUUAACUUUGUUCGGAAUUAAUAUAGGAUAUUUAAGAAACAAGCAACUCUACAAUUUUACGUUUAUGUUAUUUCUUGUCACUUUUAUUUUCGGGGGUAAAACCUACCUAUUUUUGUAAAAUAGUAGAGCUGUUGGUUUCUUAAAUGUCCUAUAAAACAAAUUCUGAAAAAAGUUGAUACUUUCAAAGAUAAUUUGUGUCUUAAGAUAGAUUGAUCACUUUGAAUACACACUACUUAUAAUAAUGUAUAUUUUACUGAAAAAUACACCACAUGGUAACAUCUCUAGUAACGACGACGGUAAUUCAUAUUAUUUAUGUUUUUAGCCGAGGGUUUCAACAGAGCGGAAUCGUGUGUAUCAAUUUUGUUACAAAACUCAUUGGAUGCGAAACGAUCAUACGGCACAUUGGUGGGCGUCAAAGUAGAACAGUUCGGAGAGCUCCGGGGAGUGUUCACCAGUUACUCGACCGAACGCUUCAAAGAAGUAAUAAUGGGAGCUUACAAAGAGGCGGGCAUAGAUCCCUCAACCGUGGCGUACAUCGAAGCCGACGGAUGUGGAAUUAAGGUUAGAUCGAUAGCUAAUAGAAAAACAAAAGAAAUUGUAAAAUAACCGAAUUUAUAUAACAUUUCGUUUGUUGAUCGAAUCUAUGUAUAUAAUUUUUAGAAUGUAGACGCGAUGGAACUGGACAUAAUAAAACAAGUAUUUUGCACACCCGAUCGGAAAGAGCCCUUAAAAGUCGGUUCAAUAAAAAGCAAUAUAGGCCAUACCGACGCUGCGUCCUGUCUUGUUUCAUUGAUGAAAACGAUAAUUGCAAUGGAUACCGGAUACAUACCUCCAAACAUAAAUUAUAACACUCCGAACAGUUUAACGGACGCGCAUAAAUCCAGACAAUUACAAGUAUAAUAAUUGAUGAAAUUAAUUUUUACAAUAAAAUCAUACUAAACGAACAAAUGAUAAGGGGCUGUAAACAAAUAAAUCUGAUAAGUAUAAUUAAAUUAUAUGAAAACUAUUAAAUUCAUAAUAUUUGACAUAAUAUGAAAGGUUAGAUUUAAGAAAAUACUUGUGGUAUGUAUCUAUAAGCGUGAGCAGGUUCUCUUAGUAGAGGAUUUAACGAUCUUUGAAAUCAAAUCAUACACAAAAAUCAGAGGCUAUGGAUUAAAAUUAAUUUGAACAACUGGUCCAAUUUUUAUUUCUUUUAAGGGAGGAGGAUUUCCCUCUAAUGCCCUCUUCCAUAUUUUCACCAAUGCAUAAAAUCAAAAGGACAUUUAUAUAAAAUUCAUAUUUAACAUAUUUUUUUAAAAACACUGGUGGAAAGUCUCGCAGAGAAAGCAGUUACCUUUCCUACCUUCUUCGUACGUAAAUCUACAUUUGCUGGGUCAGUGGCGGAUCUAGGAUUUUCUCACGGGGAAAGAUAUAAAAUAUAUUUGUAAAUAUGUAAUAUAUAAGCUUUAUUCUACUAAAAGUUAACGGUUUGAAAGCAUAGAUAACAAAUUGUACUAUUAAUGUUUAGAAGCCUGCUGCCGGCAAGUGGGUAGGUAGUAUCACAGAACAAUAUACAAUAGUCACUCGAUCAGCUUAUCUCCGGGGUAUGAUAUAAGUACGAGGUAUAUAUCUGUAGUCUAAUAUGAAGUUAGAUAUGUUAGUUCUUCUUGGUUACGAAAUGACGAAAACUAAAUAAUAAAAAAAAGCUGAUAAUGAGGGUGGGAGCAGACACUGUUAUAAGUGAGAAAUUUGGACGGUGGAAUACAUAAGGUUAUUUCAUUUAUAUCUGUAAGAAACUAUAAAUCAUUGCUUGAUGGAAGACGAUUUAGGCGCAGUUCGAUAAUACACAAUUUGAAGUGCCGUAUUUUUUUUUUUUUUCGAUUUUUGUUUAAAUUUGAUUUCAAAAUACUUAUUAAAAAAAAAAUCGUCCAAUCAUUAUGAACAUUUUACCACGUCUAGAUAAAUACAAUAUAAUUAUUAUUACCAAGUUUCAAGUCUUUACGUGUUUUUAUAACCGAGUUACAGCAAAAACUUUCCAAAAAUUAAAAUUUUUUAAAAGCUCAAAAGUUUUGCCAAUGACGCCGUAAGAAAGUAAAUCAAAAAGGUAACAAAAGAGGUGUUUUGUGAUUUUUCGAUUAAAUCAUUUUUUUCAUGUAAAAAACGUCGUCCGUGUUUUCAUUAAAUAACGAAAUUGAAAUUGUAGGUUUUCCUAUGUUUUUUCCCACUUAAGAGCUUUUAUUUAAAAAAAUAGCGUAGAAAAUCAAAAAAUGACUCUUUUAAAGUACCAUCUAAACAACUUGAUAAUUUAUAAAACUUGUUACACGUAUAUAUCGGAGCAAAUUUACUAGGAAAAAACGUAUCAACAGACUAAAACAGAGAGCAAAAAAAAAAAAGGAGAAAUAAACAGCAUUGUAAAACCAAUAGCUCUCUCGCUAUAUUUGUAGUCUAAAAUUUUUAAAUACAUAGACAUUUUUCAUUAAUUUUGUUCUAAAAUACACAAUAAUAUGUCUUUAAUCUAAUAUAGUACUUAAUAUUAAGAUACACCGUGUAUACAAUUUUUAUUUUGUUAUUAAUAAGUUAUGACUCUUCAAUCUAAUAUGCAAAUAUAAAUUAUAUUAAAUAAUAAUUAAUAAACUUAAAUAAAUUAACUAAUUAUAAAAAAACAUCUUAAAUAUAAAACUUGAAGUCCACUAUAAAGCAUUGGUAAUUCCAAAUUGAUAUAAUUUUUGAUAAUAUUUCUACUAUAUAAUAUCGUCACAGAGAAGUUAUUUGGAUAAUGAAUACGACAUUUUUCACAUGAAUAAUGAUAUCAAUAAAGAUCAAUAAAGAUUUUAAUUAUUUUUAAAGGUAUCUGAUCACAUUUACUAUAAUAAAAAUCGCUUACAAAGUUGCUAGAAAAGACGACUGAAAAUAGUGAGUCUUAGACCUAAUUUUAGGUUGAUGUUAAAUAUAGGGAUACCAGGUUAUGAAAUAAAAAUAAAGGACAACAGUAAAAACUAUUGAAGAGUGGGGGACAUUUGUUCAAUUUUUUCAUCUGUUACGGAGAUACCGGAACACUGUCAUGGAUUAUGAGACAUUCCUGUGUAAUAUGGGAUUUAUGGCAUCCCUAGUUAAGUAUAAUAAUUAUUUUUCAGCCCAAGUACAAGUUAAAAAAGACGUCCUAUGAAAAUGGGGACGGGUGCAGCCACUGUUAUAGAUAAUUUAAUGUAUACCUGUAAUCAAUGCUAAACUAUUGCCUACAAAAAAACGAUUCUGAGUGGAGUUCAAUUGAUAGUGAUGCUUUGUCAACAAUAUACAUGUUAUUUUAUAUUAAAAUAUUUAAAAUAUUUGUUUAAUGUUUUAUCGAUUUUUCCCAGAUUUCUUACGUUUUUCCCAUGUUUUAUACUGGUUUUUCAUAUUUUCUGGGAAAGCUUUUAAGGUCUCUUUUUAGUGCCGUAACCAAUGAUUAUGCCACUUGUGUGUAAAUCUGUUCCUGAUGAGGGGGAAGCUUAUAUUAUUAUAUUCAUAUAAAUAUUAUAAUAUAUUAUAAUAUCUUAUCGUUACAGAUUGUCACUGAAAAGACGCCUUUAAACGGCGAUUACGUAGGUAUUAAUAUGUUUGGUAGGACGGGGAACUAUGGUCACAUGAUUUUGAAAAAGCACAAUAAACUGAAGAAAAAAAUAUAUGCAGAAAACGAAAUGUUCUUCGAUGGAUUAUCAAGAUUGAUCUUCAUUUCCGGUCGAACGGAAUACGGAGUCAAGCAAUCUAUAAAAACGGUAUGGUUUUUUUUUGAUGCGUUUAGUAUUUUAUCAUUUACAAUAAUAAAUUUUAUAAUCACAGUAUUCUAUCUAUAAAAGUAAAAUAAACUUGCCAUUUUAAAAUCAUUUAUAGAUUGUAAGUUAUAACGUCGAUGAAGAAUAUGUCGCGUUACUGCACAGUGUAUUUUCAAAAAACAUUCGCGGGCACUUCCACCGCAGUUACAUUAUUCUUCCGACUACGGAUUCAUCUAGAGAAAUAGAUGUAUUUGUAAGUGAACAAUCAUUGAGAGAUUGAUUGUUGAUCAAUAAAGAAAUAAAAAACUAUAAACCGUAUAAUUUUCAGUCAAUUACCAAUGAAAAACCCCCUGUCUGGUUCGUGUUCUCCGGCAUGGGUUCUCAAUGGCUGGGUAUGGGCGAGCAGCUGUUGAAAAUCCCGAUUUUCAAUCGAGCUAUUGAAAAAUGCGACGCCGUACUAAAACCGUUGGGCAUCGAUAUAUUUCAUAUUUUGACCAGCCAAGAAUGUAAUUUGUUCGACAAUAUACUCAACUCGUUCGUCGGGAUAUCCGCGAUUCAGGUUUGUGCAUGUGUGCUUGUGUACUUAGUGUCCCGCAAACUGAGGUUAGUGUAUACAACUCAGUGGAGUAAGUAUACUAAUUCGGCCAUAAUGCAAAAAACUUACGUCACUUUAAUACUCGGAGAAAACUAGGUGUAUUUCCUACAGAGUGCAUUUUAUUGUAUAAAAAAUAAGUAAACAAAAUCUAAUUCAAAAUAUAAAUUAAAAAAUGAUGGAUAUACUCCGCACGAUGGGUGGGCAACUUUUUUUAGUGGGAAGUUGGGAAGGUAGGAUAUUGAGGGAAUUCAAUAUAUAUCUGUAUGCAACGGUUAAGUAUUGCUGACGAAAAAAAAGCGGAGUUUGGUUAUACAUACUUUAAAAGGCCGAAAUAUUUACGAUGUUUACGAAAAAGAUCUUUUGUAAGUUUAUAAUUAUAAUAAAUUUAUGAUAGAAAACUGAAAAUAUACAUAUUUUAAAAAAUAAAAUCGUAUUUUUUGGUUUUUCCCAAUUAUUAUGAAAAUUACUUUAAAUCUAAAAAAUAAAUUUUUUUGUUAGUGACUGUAUAUUAAAUUGAACAAAAUUGAUCUCUUUUCAUUUUAUGAUUGGAGCAAGAUUUCUAGUAAAAAACAUAAGUUGUAAAAAUUAAAAAUAUUGAAAACUGUAAUGCAGUAGCAUGUCGUAAAUACUUGCUAUUUUACUUAUAAUUUUCUAUCGGGUUUUCAUAAUUAUUUUGAAAGGUUCUUGGAAAUUAAAGAACGAUCUAAUGCACCAUCUAGACAAAAUUUCUUUCCAGAAAAAUUACUAUACUCUACAAAUCGAAGCAAGAUUUCUUUUCGUAAAGUUAUUUAUAUACAGACAGAAAAAAAACAUCCAUCAUAGUGAAACCAAUAGAUCCCUCGCUACUCGCUGAAUCUAAAUUAAACAUCAUUGCAAAACCAAUACAUUCAUCACUCCAUUCAGAAUCUAAUUUAUACAUGGAUAUUAAGCAUGCUACUCCCAUUUUUAGGGUAAAUUAUGCAUGUAUACAAAUUCUGAUUUUAGAAAUUUUGAAGUUUAGUUAAAGACGAUAUUUUUGUAUACUUAAAUUUUUCACAAAAUUUAAGAAAUUAAUGAUACCAACUGUUGUUUUUCAAACGAGAACCUAUAUUAAAAAUUCCAUAAAUAGAUGGAGUAAUAGUUAAAAUAAACAUUGGUGUUGAAAUAUUUGAUUUCUACCUACUAGCUCACGAGAUAUUCCAUUCAUAGAACUCGUAUAAUUAUUUAUGCAAAUCGUACUUGUAUAAUCAUAAAACAAGAUGUUAUUAUUGAUAUUAAUUUUUUUCAAUUUUAAAUACAUGAAUCUUUUUGUAGAAAAUUAGUCCUUUAGAAAUUAAGGCUUUAAAAUAGCCGCAUUACUUGAAAUCCCUUAUUUACGUUAUAUCACUGAACUAGAAAUCAUUAAUAAUAUUUCGAUAUCUGCUAAAGACAAUUAUAUCGAAGGACGAUAUAAUUGGAGAUGACUGGAAUCGGUUUUCAAUAUUUCUCCAAUAAUUUUGUAAAAUAUAAAUUUGUAUUUUUAUAUUCUUUACCAUAUACAAUUUUUGGAAUAUUUAAAUUUACUUCCAUCAAAACCUAGUAAACUUGUUGAUUAAUUUAUCUUCGAAUUUAUUAAAAUCCCUACAGUUUCGUUUGGCUUUUCGGUGUCAAUUUUACUUUUUUUUUCAGCGAAUGUAAUCUCCUAAGAUCUUGUUAUAUCAGUCUGGAUACGUCUGGAUAAAGCCAGUAUUUUAUUAGCUGUGUUGUAUGUUUUAUAUAGAAGAAUUAUCAUUACACGAUUGUAUCAGGCAUCAACAGUCAUUGCUAGUCAGAAAUUUCCUAAGUUGGGUCAAGCUCAACUAUUAUUACCAUGAGGAUUCGUGCACACUUUUAAAAUCAUACAAUAUGAUAAAUAGCAUAACUAUAACCUAACUCCUUAUUCUAAAAAUUGACUCUAACUUGUCCUAACCACGACGUUCCAUUUAUAGAUAGGUCUAGUGGAUAUUCUGCGAGUAUUGGAAAUUGAACCAGAUGGCAUGAUCGGACAUUCCGUGGGAGAACUGGGCUGUGCGUACGCUGACGGUGCCUUUACUGCCGAGGAAAUGAUAUUGGCCGCGUACGCUCGUGGCCGUGCUUCCGUUGACACGCCACUGCCGGAUGGCAUGAUGGCCGCUAUUGGUCUCGGGUACCAUUCCAUCAAAGACUUAGUACCAGCAGACGUGGACGUGGCUUGCCACAACUCGGCGGACAGCUGCACCAUAUCCGGUCCCACCAAAAGUAUCAUGGAAUUUGUCGGCAAGCUCAAUUCGCAAAAAAUAUUUGCCAAGACCGUAAAUGUUUCCAACAUAUCGUUCCAUAGUCGUUACAUAAAACCUGCGGCGCCAAACCUACUGCAAAACCUCAGAAAGGUAUACAUAAUAUUAUAAUAUAGGUUCAGAACUAAAUAUAUUAUGAUAUUAUACUUGUACUAUAAACACUCAUAGUGCUGUAAUUGAGAAAAAAUUAGCAGAAGUAGUCUAGAUACUUUUAAAAAAGUAGCAUCCCUAGAAUUUUAAUAAUCCCCAUAUUAUCGCGAGUAAUUUCCACAUCCUUUUUUACGGUUGUCUAAGAAGCAUUAAUAUAAAACCAUUAAACACGUAUCAUAAAAUCAUUUAAUAAUUGUUUUGAUAUAAUUUGUCUUUUUAAAACAAUUAAACAAUUUUUUUUAUAUAAAUUAAUCAUUUUUUAUUUUUAAACAUCUUCAUUUUUAAAAGAUUUUAUAGAUGAGAAUAUUGAUCAAUGAGUUAAACUAAAUAAUAGUAUGUUAUGGCACAGAUAUAGAUAAUAUCUUUUUUCGUUUUAUUGUAUAUAUCUGUGGGUUACUGGUUACUUGGAUAUUUAGAUAAUGAAUGGUUAUCAUUGAUAGCUACUUAUCAGUUAUCAUGUAUUAGAUUUGAGACAUCAAUUCAUUUUAUAAAUAUUAGUACAUUUUGUAAGAUUUUUAUAUUUAUCACACAAAUUUUAGUAGAGAAAUUUUAUUAAAAUAGGUAAACUUAAAUAACAACGCAUGCCAUGGGUUUCCCUUUAAAAAAAAAAUGUAGGGAUACGCUAGAAUAUCCCAAAAAUUAUUUGAAUUACUCAGUUCCCCCGCGUUUCUCGCAAAUCAAGUACUGAUUACUUGUUGAAAGGUGCUAAGAUGUCAACCGGUAAAAUCACUAGAAUAUUUUAAUCUUUAUGAGAAGGUUGAUCCUUUCUUAGCAUCUCUUUCCUAAAAUUUAACAAAAAGAAAACAAGUUUUUAUACAUAUUGUUUACUUAGAUUCAAUCAUAUAGCGAAACACAUUUUUUGAAAAAGGAUGUUUAAAAUAAAUGUAUCUAUGUAGACAUUUUUACUCGAUAAUUUAUAAAUUUUCGUUACCCGUUGACUAUCGUAGAUUUUACCAAAUCCCAAGAAGAGGUCACCGCGGUGGUUAAGCACGUCCAUACCAGAAUCGAAAUGGGACACCGACUUAGCGCGUUAUAGUUCGGCAGAAUACCAUACCAACAACUUGCUGAAUCCCGUGUUAUUCGAGGAGACGAGCGUGCACAUACCAAAAAACGCUGUCGUUAUCGAAAUUGCACCGCAUGGUCUCUUGCAGGCUGUGCUGAAAAGAUCUCUGAGUAAUAUGGUUAACAUUCCGAUGACCCAAAGAGUGUACGGAAAUUCCAUUAAAUACUUAUUGAUGGCCAUUGGGAAGUAAGUGAAUCAAUAAAUAUUAAAAUAAAUUAUUAAAUCCGUGAAUAUAUCGAAUAGAAAUGCAUUACUAUUAAAUUAUUACUUACGUUUUUUGGUUACCUUUUAUAGAAUGUAUUGCAGUGGUCUUAAUCCAAAAAUUGAUAUGCUUUACAAUCCAAUAAGUUACCCGGUUUCUAUUGGAACUCCUCCAAUACAUACAUUGAAUAUUUGGAAUCAUGAAGAAGAUUGGUCGACCAUCGAUAUAUCGAUACUGGUAUGUACCAAAUAAAAUCAGACCUCAAGACCUGAAUAUAUUUGUAAAUAAUAUUAUAGUUGGAAAGAAAAAUCUUAUUUUAAUUUGUUUACUAUAUAAUUUAUUAUGCAUGUGAAUUACAACAUAAUAAAAAAUGUAACUAAAUUUUAUAUACGAAUGCAGUUUUAAUAUAAGUACAUUUUUAGUUGAGUAAUGUCAAAGGAGAAAGAUUAAUUUCAUUGUGUCCGACGAAAAACAGUUUUAUCGAAGAAUAUGAAAUACUUGGUCAACACGUCUUACCACUUUCAGCAUUACUGGUACUUAUAUACAAAUAAGAAAAAACUAUUAAAAAAUACAAUACAUUUUUACUUUUAUUAAUACUGCGUAGGUAAAAACAUACUAACAUUAUUUAUUUACCCAAUAACUGUAAAAAUUAUAGAUACUGUACAGUAAACAUUUUAGAAUAUCUAACUUUUGUUUAGUUUUUUACGUGGCAAUCUUUCUUAAGAUUAUGCAACGAAAAUGAUGAUACUGACGUUAGUUGUUUACCAGUCGUAUUUCAAGACAUUCAUUACCAUCGACACGUUGUGAUAAACAAAAUCGGUACGUAUAUAAAUUACUAUAUGAGUCGUCUAAUUGCAAAAGGUCGUAUGUCCAAUCUCAUUGAAAAUCGAUAUUAUGCCAUUUUAUAAUUCUGAGCGGAGCAAGAAAUUUAUUGAUUUUACAAUAUUUUUUUUUGUAUUUUUUUCCGUAGAAAACUUUUCUACCAGGAAUUUUGCUUUGAUUUUCCAGUGUAGCACUUUUUCUCAAAAAAAAUCUGAUUGAGGUGGUACUUUAUGAAGAUUCAAUCCUUGGAUUUUUAAUAAUUAAGAGGAAAAACCGGGAAAACCCUUAGGAAGAACGGGGUAAUUUACGAAAUGUAUUAUUUUAGAUUCUGAGUAAAGCGAAGAAACUAAUGGUUUUAAAAACAUAUUUAUUUUUUUUUUAUUUUUGUGUGGAUGACUUUUCUACCAAAAGACUUGCUCCGAUUUUUACGUGUAGCAACUUUUCUCAAAGAAAUUCGGUGUGGGGAGUUUACCUUCAAAAGGUCAUUUUCUUAAGAUUUUUUUCAUCGAAGGCGAAAAACCGAAAAAAACGGGGAAAUGUAAGAAAUAUAUUUAUAUAGUAAUACAAUUUUUUUUUCAGUAGGCAACUUUUCUACUGACAAUUUUACUCCAACUUUUAAUGAUAGCAACGUUUCAAAAAGGAAAUUUCACUGGUGGGGGGGGGGGCAUUUAAGAGAGGCCAUUUUUCGAUUUUCUCUGGAGUUUUCUCUGCAAAUGUGAAAAAUUGACAAAAAUGAUGGGAAAACCAGGAAAUUAGGUACAUCAUUAAAUAAAUAUUGUUAAAGGAAAUAUAUAAAGCCUAUGUAAUAUGGCAUAUACAUUGUUAAUAAAAUAUCAGUAUCAAAUGAACUACGCUCAGAAUUAUUUUUUCGUAAGCAAUGGUUUAUCAUCGUCCUGUCAAUUUAUAAUAAAUAAAUAAACAUUCUGUCGGUUUACUAACGUUUAGAAACUGGCCAAUUGCGUACGGAAAUAUUGAAAGGAACUGGGCAUUUUGAAUUGUGUUUGAACAACAUAAACGUAUUGUCGGGAAAUAUUUUCGCGUUAAACGAAUACAAAUCCAAUCAAUUUGGCAAAAAGAAAGAUUUGAACGUGCCAAAAGAAGAAAAUGAUGAUGGCGGUAAUCAACUUCUUGUAUCAUUGAGUCACGAAGAAGUUUAUUCGACUUUCGAAGAAUUCGAUUUCUGUGUCGGCAAAGUUUUCAAAGCGAUAAAAUGCGUGGAUAUUUUCCAAGAUGGUUUGCUUACGAUUUUUGGAUAACCUGCUUUUAGUAUUGUUAUAAUUUUCCUUACAAAAAUCGUAUGUUUCACAGAAUUGCGAUCUGAAAUGCACUGGGAUAAAAAUUGGAUACAUUUUCUGGACGCCGCGUUUCAGUUGCCGACUCUGUUCAACAUAGAAAAACGCGGCGAGCUCGUGGCCCCGAUUUGGAUCGAAGAAAUACAAAUCGAUCCCACUGCUAUGGCGCACCUCGAGUCCGAAGGUAAUUGAACUACAUAUUAAACAUUAUAUAGACAGUCACGGGAAUGGGGUAAAACAUAGUCAGAUUUUUCUUCAUAAAGCAUGGGAGUGGGGAGAUCUGAAAAAUCGCAUUCGAUAUGUUAGAUAAUAUUGAUUAGUUACCACCAUGGAGCGGUGGAGUGCCAUUCACCGUAUGUUUGUUUAUGACGUAUUUGUGAAAAAUAAUAAAUCUUAAAUGAAUAAAUUUGUCUCAGAAUACUCUUUUUUUGUUUUGUCUAUCUAUUUUCAACCCUAUUACCGUAACUCACCUUAUAUACAGGAUAUAAUAGGAUUAUUUAAAAUAAUGCAAUAACUUUGUUCUAUUGAAUAUAAGUCAUUAAACAAUUUAGGCAAUUUAACCUGUGUGGAAUAAAAUGAGAGACUAAGAUGGGCAAAUAUUAAUAGAGUUGGAGUCAAGAGUUGAGAGAUGAAAAGGAUCUUUUGAAAAGAGUUACUAAAUGGUGCCAGCUCAGCUAAUAGUACAUACCAAAUAUAAAAGAGCAGUGCAAUACAUAAAGAAUGUUAGUAGAAGAAGUAAAAAUUUCAAUAUUUAGUCUGAAAAAUUGAAAAACACCCGGUGUCGAUGAUAUCUUAGCAGAACUCAAAACGUAGCUACACGUAGUAUAACCUUUACAGUGUGUCAGCUAAUAUGGAGUAAAGAACGAGUGCCGGAGAGCUGAAAUCAUUAUACCAAUGUACAAAAAAGGGAAUAAAACCAUAAUGUGAUAAUUAGAGAAAAAUCGUUGUUGAACUCUGCGUAUAAGGCCUUCGCUAAAUUAUUACUUAAUCACAUUGUCCCUUAUGCGGAGGGUUACCUAGGUGACUACUUAUGCGAGGUGUAAACAUUGCGGCGGCACAGUGCAGUUUGAUUACUUAUGGCUAACAGUCGGACUACGGUGGGUGGGUUAAAGGGGUCCCCAACAAGUUUUCGUGUCCAAGACUAUAGCUAAAAUAUGUAUGGAAACCAUGAAAUACAGAGUUAUAACGCAAAAUGUGAUAUCAGGAUCUUAUGCAAUGAGAACCAAGCUGAAACAAGGAAACGCUUUAUCCCCAGUGCUUAUCAAUUUUACUUUGGAGAAAGAAUAAGAUAUGAAUUCUCGGUUUUGCUGAAGAUUUUUAAGUAUUCUGAAUGUUUUUAAAAUACUCUUUUUCGGUAGUAUACAAUACUGUAUUCUAAAUAUUUUUAAAAAGUAUUAUAUUCCUUAAAGAAAAAUACUUUUUGGUCACUCAUUUUAGAAUCUUUUUCUUUCUAAAAGAAAAUUGUGAAACAAUUGCAUAUUAUAAUGGUGUUAUUUGACGACGCAAAUCGUUAUCAAACGAAAUUUGUUCCGUUGGAACAAGAAAUUUCCUAUUAUCUAUAUAAAAGUACCACAAAACACUUGAAUUCCUUAAAUGAUACACCAACCAUAAGAAAAAAAUGUAUUAUAUUCAACACACCGCUACUCAGCAGUGCUGCUGUUGAACAUGUUUUUAGCAUUGGUGAUGCUGUUUUUUUUUAAAAAAAAGGGCAAAAAUGAGUGAUAACAAUUUUGAAUAUGUAUUAAAUAUUAAUGUUAAAAUGUAAAAACCAUAUUAAUUUAUUAAGUAAAUUGUCAGGCAGAAAAUAAUUUUAAAAAUUAAAUAAUACAAUUAAGAUAUAGCAUAUAUCAUGAUUAUAUUAAAAUAUUAAUUAAUAAUUAUGUUAAUAUAUAAUAAUAUAUAAGUAAUAAAUAAUUAACAAUUAAACCUACAAUAAUAAUAUAAUAUGAGUAUUUAUAAAUUUAAUUUUACUUUAUAAUUGUGUUUCUAACUUUUCGUUUCUAAAAAUGAUAUGUAAAUGUUCUAAACGAUAUUAUCAUAUGAAUUUUUAAUAUUUUAAAAUAAAUUGUGUUAUAUUUAUUAAUUAAUUUUAGUUAUUCAGUUUAAAGUAUUAUGAAUUAAAUUUAAUACAUCUCUUAUUGCAUGAAAUAAUAUAUUAUACAAACAUAAUUAUGUUAAAUAUCAUGAUAAUUAUAUCAUGAUAUUAAUCUAGUUUCCUACCAUCUGAAUUUAACUUAAAAUUUCUGAGUGAAGAGAAAAGUUUAUGGUUUUAAAAAGAUGUUUAUUUUUUUUCUGUAGACAACUUUUCUACCGGAAAUCCUGCUCCAAUUUUUAAGUAUAGCAUUUUUCUGAAAAGAAAUCUGAGUGGAAAGGUCUUUUAAAGAGAUAAUUCUCUCAAAAAAUGUGAAAACAGAAAAAAAAACAAAAGAAAAACGGGAAAAUAUACGAAAAGUUGGUAUUAGUUUAAAAAAAUAACUGCUUUUUUGUUUCCUGUUAACAGCUUUUCUUUAAGCAAUUUUGCCUCGAUCUACAAUGUUAGCACUUUUUCUGAAAGGAAAUCUGAUUGGGAAGAUACUAUUGAGGUAGAUCAUUUGUUGGUAUUCUCAAGAGUUUUCCCAGCAAAUGUGAAAAACCGAGAAAAAACAUGGGAAAAACGUAAGAAAAACGGGAAAAUCGAAUCAAAAUUAAACAAAUAUUAUUAAAGAAAAUAUAUACGGUCUAUUUAAUUAUUUUACCAUAACAUGACAUGCACAUUGUUUAAAAAGCAUUACCAUGACUGAACUCCGUUCAGAAUCGUUUUUUCGUUAGCAAUAGUUGCAAUGAUUGCUUACAUAUGUACAUUAAAUUCCCUUCUGUAUCCUACAUUCCUAAUUUUUCACCUACAAUAGGGGUUGCCCACGUUCUUAUUAUUCUAGGACAGCUUUUCUAGAUUGUAAUUCUAAAAUAUUCGGAAUAAAUUCGGUAAAGUAUUCAGAAUAUUUUGGAAAUACUAUUGUUGUGAAGUAUUUGUAUAUAUAUUCUGAAUAAUUCUUUUAGUAUGUAUUCGAAUACGUAUUCUUAAUACUUUUUAAAAGUAUUUAACCCAUGUCUGGUUAUAGAUAAUUUAAUGUAUACUUGUAAGCAACGUUAAACAAUUACUUACGAAAAACGAUUUCAGUUGAUAGUGAUGCUUUGUUGACAAUAUAUAUAUGUCAUAUUAUAGUAAAAUAAUUAAUUAGGCUUUCUAGAUUUAUUUAAUAUAGUACCAAUUUUUCCGGUUUUCCUAUGUUUUAUCCCGGUUUUUCAAAUUUGAUGAAAAAACUCCUGAAAAAAUCGAAAAAUUACCUUCCUAAAGAAAUUUACUCUUUGAAACAUUGCUAUCAUUAAAUGUUGGAGCAAAAUUGCUAGUUAGAAAGUUGUAUACAGGAAAAAAAAUAGUAAUAUUUUAGUUAUAUAUUUCGUACAUUUUCCAAUUUUUUUUCGUUUUAUUAAGUUUUACGAGAAAACUUUUGAGAAAAAUUGAAAAACACCGAUGUCCUUUCAAAAAAGGUGCGAUACUUAGAAAUCUGGGUAGAAAAGUUGUUAACAGAUAAGAAAAAUAAUAAUAAACAUCUUUGUAAAACCAUAAGCUCCUCUCAGAAUCUAAAAUUAAACAAAAAAAAUAUCUAAAAGAAAAAAGUUAUUAUAUUUGUUAAAUGGUCCUAUUACACCCUGUAUUUAUAUUUUUUUGUUUUCAAUUCGUCCUUAUUCGUUUGUGUGUAGAUAUAUUGCCGGUAAAUUAUAAUAUUUUCACUAAUGAGGUGACAUGCAUCGGCGUUAAAAUCUCCUUACCGUGUUUUGAAAUAUUGCCGCUGACUACAAUGUCCAACACGUUCCAGUUCCGUGAAGAGGGUUUGAUCGACUUGGCUAAUCCUGGUUUUGAUGUUUGUUUUAUAUGAUUAUAAUUUAUUGUACAAAAAAACUAAUUUGAUAAAAUGUUUUCAAUAAUAUUAUCUAUUUUAGAAACCGUUAGACUUUAUCGACGAGUGUAUAGACAUCGUACUCAAAUUCAAAUACCACGACGACUUUAAAAAUGUUUUCGUUUGUCCUGUAUACAAUAUUCGAGACGACCCCUCGAUGAACGAUUAUGUCGAAUAUAUUUUGAAAACUAAAGUACGAUGACUUUGAAAAAUAAUUGUAUUGUCAAAAAUUGUAAACCAAUUUUACUCGGUGAUUUGACUGUUUUAGUGUUCUAAUUUUGAGCUAUUGGACUUCAGUACGCACCCGGAGAAUUCGAAUUUCAACGCGGAUAACUUGCAGUACGUCGUAUUAACUAGAAACGAAAAAUUCUCUCAUGCCAUUUCAUUGAUGAAGAAUAAAAAUUAUGUUCACAUGAUCGUGUUUUCGAACUGUCCUAUAACUGACAAAGUUGACGAUUAUGUGAUGAUACUACAACAAAAGUUUGGCGGAAACUAUUUGUCCUUAGUGAAAAAGGUAAUAUGUACUAAAUUUAUGUUUUAAAAAAAUAUAGGUAAAGUAAUUUAAAAAAAUUAAAAUUUAAUAGGUUUUUUAAGUUGAAGUUUAAUUAUCAUGUGCCAAUGAUUCUUCGUUUUCACCUACGUUCUUAUCUCAGUUAACCAAUGUUUCCCGUUAAUUUUUUUUUUAAAAAGAGUAAAUUAACUAAAAAUAAUGUUGUUUUCAUCUGUUUCAUCAAUAUAAUCUAUGAAUCAACAAGAAUAAUUCUAUUUUCGUUUCAAAAAUCCCAAAAACUCUGUUUAAACCAGACUUUAAUGGUUGAAUUUCGAAAAUUUAGCUUCUACAUAUGGCUCUAUUUGUAAGAACUUCAUGUGCCUUCGAUUCGGUUUUAGAUAAUGUGAAUAAUGUUUAUUAUAAUUAAAUAUUUAUUAAAUACGUUUAAGAUAAAUCAUGGAAAGUUAAUAAUAAAUUAACCGAAAUAAUAUUACAAUAAAACUGAGAGUUACACAAACAUGACAGUUAACACUUAACAGGUUAUUUUUACAGAUAUCAAAAGUCGAAAAUUUUAUUAUUCAUAGAUUGAGUAUAGAGAAUAUUAAUUGUACCACCCAGUUCAAAAAUCUAUUAACCGAAUUACAGUCUUUAAAUAAAAUGAUUUUAAUCGUAUCGAAAAUUCAACCAACAGAAGGUAUAUUGGCGUUAGUGAAAAAAAUGGACGGAAUAAUAAACAUUCGGUAAAAAACUAUAUUUUUAACUAUAAUUUAUUUACGUAUACCAAUGGUGACCACUACGGCCAAAUUUGGCCUAUAAUAAUUUAUUAAUUGGCCUAUCAAAGUAUUAUUAAAUCAAAAUCGAAAAAAAUAUUAACUUUAAAUUUAAAAAAUUAACACUCACAUUAAAAAAAUGACAUGUUUAUACUUUACAUUUUUUUUUAUUUAUAACAACCAAAACAUGAUAAUUAGUAAAAUAUAUCACUGUACCUUGGCCCACCAAGUAUAAUUAUUGUUAUUUUUUAUGGCCCUCUGUUAAAAAAGAUUGGUCACCACUGACUAUACCAUUAUAUUAUUAACUAUACUUAAUGUUAUUUCUGGUGGGUUCGUAUAGAUUUUUCUUUGUGUUGGACGAUUCCGCUCCUACAUUUAGAAUAAGUGAUCCGUUUUAUUCCGAGCAAAUAGCUAAAGAUUUGUUAGUGAACGUUUAUGAAAACGGUCAGUGGUUCACGUAUAAGGAAAUCGAAUUUAUAAACUACAAAGACAGUCAGACACCAAUGAACAAAAUAUUCCUGGCUGACUUCUCUAAUAUGUCGUAAGUACUUAUAUUGCAGCAUAAUAUCGACUUAAGAUCGUAUAUUUUAAAUUAUUUUCAUUGCGUAUAGCGAACUAAUCUACGUUAAAGAAAGUCGGUUUAAAAAUUGGUUGGAAAAUAUAUAGGAUUUUCAUAAUUUUAUGUUACAGUAAAUUUGUUGACGAAAUAAUUUUUUUUAAACAUUUUAGAAUCAUAUUUUCUAAAAUGUUACAAUUUCCUUAUUUUAAAUUCGAAUUUUAGUGUAGCAAGGAAUGUAUUGGUUUUACAAUGUAUUUUUUUUUUUUUAUCUCUGAACUAUAUUUCUAUUAGAAAAUUUCUUCCAAUGUGUCUGGUGCAACACUUUUUCUGAAAAGCGAUUUUAUCUCAUUGGUACUAAAGCCCGCCAUUUUUAGAUUCCGAACGUAGAGAGAGAGCUAUUGGUUUUACUAAGAUGUUUAUUUUUUUUCUUCUAUUCUGUGGUCACGUUUUUUCCCUAGUAAACUUGCUCCAAUAUAUACGUGUAGCUAGUUUUAUAAAAUAUCAAGUUGUUUAGAUGGUAUUUUAAAGGAGUCAUUUUUUGAUUUUCGACGCCAUAUUUUAAAUAAGAGCACUUAAAUGGAAAAAAAACGUAGGAAAACGUACAAUUUUACGAUUUCAUUAUUUUAUAAAAACACGGACGACGUUUUCUACCAGAAAAAAAUGAUUUAAUCGAAAAAUCACAAAACAUCUUUUUUGUUGCUUUUUUUAAUUUCCUUUAUCGUUAUCCUAUUUUUAUUCCUUACGAUAUCAUCGUCAAAACUUUUGAACAACUGUUAAGCUUUUAAAGAAUUUUAAUUUUUGGGAGUUUUUUGCUGUAAUUUGGUUAUAAAUACACGUAGAGACUUGAAACUUGGUAAUAAUACUUAUAUUGGACUUACAUAAAUGUGGUAAAAUUUUCAAAAUCAUCGAACGACUUUUAUUCAUUUUUUAAUAAGCGUUUUGAAAUAAAAUUUCAACGAAAAUCACAAAAAAAAUUAGGCCCUUAAAAUUAUGUAUACCGAACUGCCCUCGGAUCGUCUUUCGUCAAGCAAUGGUUCAUUGUUGCUUACAGAUAUAAAUGAAAUAACCUAAUAUAUCUUACUUACCUAACUUCUCACCUACAAUAGUGGCCACUUCCGUCCUCAGUAUCACCUCUUUUUUUUAAAUGGUUUUAAUAAUAAUUGAGAAAAACCUGGUAAAAACGUAGGAAAAUUUACGAAUUUUUUUUUUUUUUUUUGUUGUAAUGCAGUUAAAUAUAUUUGUAGGGACGACAUUCUGACAGAAAUCUUAUACUUGCUUUUUCUAGACAUGGUAAAUCUUUCAAAACUUUGUAUCAUUUUUGAGCUAUUAAUAAAUAUUUUAAUUUUUCAAGUUACUUACGUAAUUUGUACAAUAGGUGCUCUGUGGAUAAAAUUGUUAGAUCAAACAAAAAUACUAGAAAAUUUAAUGGGAGGUUCAUUAUAAGUCAUACUUUGUGGUAAAAAAAUGAGUUUAAUGUAUUAAUAUUUUAUUUUUUCAUAAAUGUUGUAAAAUUAAAUUUUUACGAAAAUCGUAAAUAUUAUUACUUUUCAAUGUACCGGUGAUCCAUUUAAGUAGGUACACUCAUUAUCUCGGAAAGUAUUAAAUUUUUCCGAAAUUGUCCCACUUUUACCAUAGGUCCCAUAACUUAAGUUUCAAGGGAGGGAGAAACUGAAACUAAGAUUCAAUAUGUUCUUUUAAAUCUAAUUUAUAAGUAGUAUAUGGAUUGAUACAUGAAGUCAAGAUGUACAAAUAGAGGUUAAGUUAUGUUAUAGAAUUGUGUAGGUAUUUAAGUAGGUACACUCAUUAUCUCGGAAAGUAUUACAUUUUUCCGAAAUUGUCCCACUUUUACCAUAGGUCCCAUAACUUAAGUUUCAAGGGAGGGAGAAACUGAAACUAAGAUUCAAUAUGUUCUUUUAAAUCUAAUUUAUAAGUAGUAUAUGGAUUGAUACAUGAAGUCAAGAUGUACAAAUAAAGGUUAAGUUAUGUUAUAGAAUUGUGAUUGUUCCAUUUCAAGAGGGUGAAUCAAUAGUCAUGUGUCAUCAACGCUCAAUAAAAGCAAUUUGUUGCAAGUUUUAAUAUUUUCCAGUGGUAGGGGGAGGGAUAACUUAAACCACUGCGAGGUUGGGUUAUAUGAAGAAAUAUUGUGAUUAUUAUAGUAUUAUUGCUUAUAGAAUAAAAGAUGUUUCGGUCGAAUAUAUUGGUCUCAGUCUCCAAGAUACGAGUACCGACAUGAAAAAGAACACAAGCACAGAAUACAAAUUAGGUCCGAUAGAAUAUUCCGGGCUGACGUCUAGUGGUAUGUCGGUAAUGGGCAUUUCUCCGUUUAUUCCAACAGUCGUCGAUAUUCCGAGAGAUCCUAUUUUAUCGUGGACGAUCCCCAAAAACAUUUCUCUCGAGGAAGCGUCGACUAUUCCGGUACCUUAUUCGAUGGUAAAUUUAAUUAUUUUAUUACCAAAUACCAACAUUAUUUUUUUAUAAUUGUGUUUUGAUAUUGUUAUUUUUUGGGUAUCGUUUUUUGCAGGCGUAUUAUAUGCUUGCUGAUCUGAUUCAAAUAAUGGAAACUCAAUGUAUACUGGUGCACGCAGGUUUAACUGCUGUAGGACAAGCCUGUGUAGAUGUUAGUCUAGAGAGAAAAUGUCAAGUUUUUGUCACCGUUUUAAAUUCCAAACAAAUGGAGUUAUUUAAACAAAGAUUUCCAUCGGUAUGUAACAAUUAUAUUAUUAAAGAACAUCGUUCUGUAGAAUAUCGUAAUAUGAUUAAAACAUUUCAAACCGUAUAAUAUUUUUAAAAAAAUGCAAAUUACUCUACUUUAGGUACCACAUACGAAUAUAAUAAUUUAUGAUGAAGAAAAUUUUGAAAUGAAAUGUUUAAUGGCCAAUAAACGAAUGGACGUAAUCAUAAACUGUCUCAACGGUGAAGAUUUCCACGCUUCCAUGCGAAUCAUGAAACAACACGGAACGUUUUUCCAACUGUCCAAAACCGAUAUGAGGAAAAAAUAUAAAAUGGGUAAGUUUCAAACGUUAUCUGAACGUUAUGUUUACUUAUAAUAUUUUAAGAACCUCUAAAGUUUAUUAUAACAACCAACUAAUUUCUCUUAAACUCGUCUUAAAGGUUUGAUACGAUUUUUAAAUGAUGCAUCGUUCUUCUCCGUUAGCACGGAGCGUUUAAUUCAAGAGACCGAAAAUACGAAAAAAAAUAUUAAAAAUUUAAUCGAACGGCGUUUACAGAACGGAACGAUCAGAUCUUUUGACCGUUGUGUAAUAACUGGCGCGUGCACGGGAGCCCAAGCGUUGGAGUAAAUUUUGAUAUUAAAAUAUUACCUGUAAGAAACACUUUUUUGCAACUAUACUUUUUUCGGUGUACUGUUUAUUCGCAGGAAAUUAACAAAAGAAAACAUAUUACAAAAAGUCGUGAUAUCAACGUCGAAAGAUAAAAAUUUCAGCAGCAUCACCGGAAACACGACACGCCAAUUCCAAUGCUGUCCGAAUAAAGUCUAUUUUGUCAUUGGUAAAAUGUUUUUUUUCAAGUUUAAUAAGAAUAUCAAAAUGUAUACGUUCUAUUACUUUAAGGACAAGGAUCUGACGAUUGGUUGUAUCUAGUGGAAUGGUUGGUACAAAGAGGUGCAUUCAAAGUGGUCGUAGUUUUGGUGAAGUACUCGCUAACGCCGAAAAUGUCUCACAAGUUUAACAUGUUCAUGGAUCGUUACAAGACUAUCAACGUACAAUUGGUGUCUCAAUCUUUGUUGAAUACCGAAAUUUCAGCAUACAAUUUGAUAGCCGUUAUUUCGACGAUGCAAUGUCCGUUAGCGGCAGUAUUUUUUUUAAGCUCCGUAAGUUUUUAUAUUAUGUAUAAUAAAUAAUAUAUUUGAUUCUUAAAAUCUGAAAUUUUUGUCUUAUUUGGAUAUUUUUAAGGUGGACGAAAAAACGGUCGAAAACGUGAAAUAUGCCGUGAGCCAAGUAGCCCCGAAAUGUGAACAAAAACCGUUAUUCACAUGUUUGUUCUGCGGUGGCGCGAAGUUGUGUGAAUACUUGAAAUCUAGUGGCAGUGUAGAUGCGUUGUGUUUGUCGUGGGCCCAAAACGAAAAAAAACCAAAGCUCACGAAAAUUUUACCACUUCUGGACGAUUUACUGUUGAAAUCCGCGUCCCUGACCAACUCCGUGGUCAUAUGUUUCAAACCCAUGGCUAACCUACAAACAAGUAUAAUCAAUUAAUAUGUUUUAAUAAAGAGUUGCCACUGUUAAAGAUGGGAAGUUGGGAAGGAAGGAUACAUAAAGUUAGACACUUGCACCAACGAUAAAUCAUAUCUAACGAAAAACGAUUUUAAAGAGAGUUCAGUUAAACAUUUUGAAAGGACGUAAUAUUUACGAUUUUCGUUAAAAUUUGAUAUCAAUAUAUUCUUAUUUACAAAAAGCUAUGCUAGGAUAAUGAAGACGGGUGCAGCCACUGUUGUAGGUGGGAAGUUGGGAAGGUGGGAUAUAUACGGAAAUUUAAUAUAUAUCUGUAAGCAACGAUUAACCAUUGCUAACAAAAAACGAUUAUUAACGGAGUACGGUCGAUAGUGUUGCCUUGUCAACAAUAUUUAUAUGUCAUAGUUUAGUAAAAUAAUUACAUACAUAUUAAACAUUUUUUUAAAUUAUAUUUGUUUAAUAUUGUACAUAUUUUCCCGUUCUCUCGGUUUUCCCAUGGUUUUUUCCCGGUUCUUUCUAUUUAUUGAUAAAAUUUCUGAGAAAAUCAAAAAAAUGCUUUUCUCAAAGUAGAUCACCAGUCAUUUUUCGUUUUAGAAAAAAUGCCAUUAUUGAAAAUCGGAUUAAAAUUAUUGGUAGAAAGGUUGUCCACAAAAUUGCAAAUGAUAAAUUUAUUCUUUUCGUAAAUUUUUGCGUUUUUUUUCGGAUAUGCUCAAGUAUUUAAAAAAACUGCAAAGAAAUCAAAAAAUGACUUUCAUACUCACCAACAAGAUUAACAAAACAAAAAAAAGGGCAAUUGUUGUUUUUUCUAUUAAAUCAAUAUUUUCGGUAGGAAACAUUAUUUUUAAAAGUAAUUAAAUCAGUAGCGCUGCAGAGCAUCUUAAAUAUUUGAUGUUUUACCUAAAAUUUUGAUUUUGAUUUUUUCCAAUUAUUAUAAAGACUCCUUAAAAAAUUAAAAUAUGACCUCCUCAAUACACUAACUAUAUAAAUUUUCCUUUCAGAAAAGGUGUUAUACUUAAUAUAUUCGGAGCAAGAUUUUUGGUUGAAAAGUAGACACAAAAAAUACAAAAAAAAAAAAACACAUAACAUUGUAAAACUAUUAGAUCUUUCGCCUCUCUCCGAAUCUAAAAUGAUGCGUGUUUUUAUGCUAAAUUGUUUUUAUAAUCAUUGACUGUAAUUUACUGAUUUUUGUGAGUGUGGAUAGCAUAGUAUCUAUUAUUGAUAAUAAAAAGAAAGUUUUAGGUGAUGGGGGGCCAUGAACAUUUGAAAUGAAGUAAAAUGCAGCUGUCUGCUUACAUCUAUGGCAUGUUUGUAUUGUGGGACCGCGUUUAUUUAAUAUGUAUCGUAAUUUUGUGAUAUUGGUAUCUGAAAUGUUCUAUCUUAGCGUGUGUGUGUCCUUAUCACCAACUACCAACAAGCUUAUUUACUUAUAACCCUCCCCCCUCUCACUCUAAGUAUAUUUACUUUUAUUUCGUUCAUGUCUGUUGGCUAUUACUAUCUCGCUAACUUCCAUUGCUAUUUCAUCAACCCGGGAUUUUUCGAAGGUUACAUAGAUUGGUACUAAAUUUGUAUAGGUCCCAUAGUUGAAAUAGUCUGGAUUCUAGAAGUUUCUAUGUCGGAUAGUAUAAAAGGAAAGAUUCGAUGUAAACUCUAAAAGGUGAAGAAGCGAAUAAUGGACGAUUUUAGUUUUUGUAUUAUGGAUAUUUAACUAAAUGUCAAGCUGAUAGAAAACUUAAAUGUGUAAUUCCGACGAAAAGUUUUUUUGCAUUUUUAAGUAUGCACAAGAAUAGUUUAACAAUGAAAAUAUAUGUUAAUAUUUCUGAACGUUACGUUUUAUCUCCAAUAAUAAUAUUUUUAUCUUUUGUAUAUUCUGUAGAAAAAAGCAUUAUAAAAGUCUACGUGAACGAAAUUACGUGUAACAACUAGUAUAUUAUAUAAAACAAACUCGUUACUCUUACGGUGAUUAAAUGACACCAUGAUCGGGAUGUUUUGUUUUUUAAACUUUUAGAUAUGGAUGUAUUGUUGCAAUUAGACUACAAUAAUAUGUUUUUGCCGGAUACUGUUGACGAGUUGGCCAGUUACUUCAAGUACGUGGUGGCCGACGAACCGGACUUUGUGGAGGUGGCCACCAAGAGCGUACUUUACGCUGACGCCAAAGGCGCUUAUCCCGUUUUCGUAUUACCAGGUUUCCGGCCGAACAACAUUCAGAAUCUAUACGGUAAUUUGGGCUAUCCGACGUUCGCGGCUCGGUAUCCAGCCAAAUUCAAAUCGAUCAAAUACGUAGCUGAAGUCCUCGUCAAAGUGAGUCACAGCAUACCGUUCAUAUGACUAUUUUCUAAUCGUUUUAUAUUAUUCUAACUAAAGAUGUAAAAUGAUGUUUUUCUCUUUUAGAAACUCAGUCUAUUGAUCCAACACAGCGCGGUUACACUGGUUGGUGAAUCUUGGGGCGGUACUGUCGCGCUGAUUAUGGCUCAGAUAUUGGAAUCCCAAGGGAUUCUGGUGUCACUAUCCUUGUUAAACGGAAUACCAAAUAUACUUCUCGAUACUUUCUCUAUCUUCAACAACAAUAUGAACGCCAUGUUGCUGUCCAAAUACUUAUCGAUUAAAGGCGAAGUAUGUGCAAAUACCCUACCGACAAGCAAACGCGUAUUAAAAACACCGUUAUAAUAUUAUUAUAGAUCGCCAAAAACAUUUUGACCCAACAAGGAUGGGAUGCGAAUUUGUCGAGACUGUUGCAGUCAAACAACGUCCGGUCGGUCGACGACGUGUGCACCGUAUUGACUUUGAUACAGACGCAACUCAACACGCUAGUGACGUUAAAACCACUUUCCAACAAACUGCGAGCGAUACCCCAAGUGUUUUUAUCUAAAGCGCUGACCGAAAAUACUACGAACGUCUUGAUAGAGGUAUGUCGGAAUCUUUUUAAAAAAGCUUACAGCUUAUAGGUUACACAAAAAAACUACUACAUUGGGCACAAUUUCUUUUUUUACCACUUAGUAUAACUUAUAAUUUAUAAUGAAUUUCGUGUUAAAUUGCCAAGCAUUGUUGUAUAAUGAUUGCAUGUAAAAUGCCUAUAAAUUAAUCAAAUAUAUAAAUGUAUGAUAAAAAUUUAACCACAUUUAUAAAAGACCAAUAUAAGUUUUUUGUCGAAAUUUCAAAUCUUUAAAAAUCUUAUCGUCUCAAUUAUAGUAAAAUCACAAAAUUCAAAACAACGAAACCAUUAUUUUCAUAAACUUUCCCAUUUUUUCUAAGUUUUUUUCCUGGUUUUACUAAAGAACACACCUAAAAUCAAAAACGAAUUUUUUUUGUCACCAACUAGAUUCAAAAUUUAACAAAAAUGGUCUGUUGUCGUUUUUUGAUUAAAGGAAGAUUUUCAGAAGAAAAUAUAAUGCGAAACACUAAAAAUAAAAUGAAAUCGGUUACGCCGUAAUUUUUGGUCCGGGUUUUUUCGGUUUUAGACAAUUAUUUUGAAAACCCAUUAGUAACAUCAAAAAUUGACCUACUGAAUCGACCAAUUGCAUCUAAAAUUCAAUUUUUGAUUAAAGCAAGAUUUUUAAAAAAGUUGCUCAUAAAACAAAAAAUACAAAUUUAAAAAUAAAGAGUUGAUACUAGGGACGAGUGCGGCCUCUAUUAUAGGUGGGAAUUCAAGAAGGUAGGAUACAUAAAGUUAUUUUAUUAUAUAUGUAUGCAAAAAUAAAUUAUUGCUAAAGAAAAACGAUUUGGAGCGGUGUUUGAUAAGACAUGUUUUGAAAUAACAUAUUUUUUAUAAAUGUCUUUAAAAUUUGUUUUUAAAACGCUUAUGAAAGAAAAAAACUAAUACAUUAUUUCUAAUUUGUUUUUAGUCCACUAAAUACACGUAUGCACUUUAUGUUAAAUUUUCGUGUAUUUUUCUAAGUCACAUAUUUUUAUUAAUAUAUCUUUAUGUUAAAAAAAACACCCACCAUAGUAAAACCAAUAAAUCCCUCGCUACGUUUCGAGUUUAAAAUCGAAGUAUACCUAAAAAUUUUAUAAAAAUCUCUCCUUUAAUUUUUUUGAUUAAAGUAAGAUUUUUUGUAGAAAAGUUAUUUACAGACACAAUAAAAGGCACAUAUCAUAACCCAAUACAUAUUUCACUGCACUCCGAAUCUCAAAUUAUUUAUUAAAAUUAUUUAUGCUCGUAUUGCAAAGAUUAAACAUUUUUGAAUUUUGAAUACAAAUUUGAGAACGCGGUUGGAACAUUUCAAAUUUCCUGUCUUUUCAGGUAAAACUUUACUAUAAGUAGCAUUUCAACAUUUUUACAAAACAUUGAAAAAUCGUAAGUUCAAUGGUUAAAUAUAUACAGAGUGAUUCACUAAGCGUGCUCACUAUAUUUAUUUGGUUAAAUUUUGCAUAUAUUCAAAUUCUGAUUUUUGAAAUUUUUAAGUAUCCUGUGGUGAUACCAACUUUGGUUUUUCAAAUGAGAACCUGUAUUAAAAAUUGCAUAAAUAGACUGAGCAUUUUGAAUAUAGAUUAUCAUUUGAAAAACUAAAGUGAUACGAUUAAAGUAAACGAAAAUAUGGGAUUUAACUACAUUUAAAAAUUUCAAAAUCAGAAUUUAAAUAUAUAUAUAUAAUUUAAACCUAAAAUUGAGGAAAACAUUCUGUAUAAGUUUGAAAAUAAGUGUUUGGAAAACAAUUAUACAUAUUAAUAGUAGGUAUUCGUAUUCCCAUAAGUAGUUAAGUAUAUAAGAAUAAGAAUUCUAAGUUCUAAUAAAAAUUUCGGUUGUCUAUCUAAUCUAUGUCACUUAUUUGGUAUUGCUCACAUGGUUAUAAAAUUUAUGCCGGAUGAAAGCUCGGAUUUUAAAGAAAUUAAUCAUAUCUUCACUAUGCUUUUCUUUGUGUCCGAAAAACUAUAAAUGAAUGCGACAUUCGAUCAUUAAAAUGCCCUUUUUGCAUCAAACAAUAAUUACCUAUUCUACUUAAAUUAAAAUGAUUAAAGAACUAGAAUUUUAUAACUUCUAUAUCUAAAUCUGUAAUUGUAGUAUCAAAAUUUAUUUGAAAGCUGUUGUUUAUUAAAUUAAAAGGUGUCCUAGGGUAAUAGGAAUGGAUGCUGCUAAUGCAGAUGUUAAUGUAUAUAUCUAUAUGCAACGAUAAACCAUUGUUAACAAAAACAUGAUCCUAAGCGAAGUUCUUUUUUUAUAGUGUUGCUCUCUCAACAAUAUAUAUUAUAUCAUGUUAUGGUAAAAUAAUUAUAUAUUUUCUUUAAUAAUAAUCGUUUAAUAUUAUACCUAUUUUUGACUCAUAUCAGAUUUCCUUUCAGAAAAAUAGUGUUUUAAUUGAAAGUCAGACUGGUAAAAAGUUGUUCACAGGAAAAAAGAAGGCCGUUUUAUUUUUUUAUUAACACUUAAAUUUCGUACACUUUUCCGUAUUUCUUUUGUUUCUCCAGUUUUCCCAUUUAUUGAGAAAUAUUCAGAGAAAAUCCAAAAAGUAACAUCUUUAAAGUAUCACCCUAGUCAAAUUUCCUUUCAGAGAAAAUGCUAUACUUGAAAAUCGAAACAAAAUUCCUGGUAGAAAAGUUGUUCGCAGGAGAAAAAAACCAUAGUUGUAAAUCUAAUAUUUUCCUCACAAAAUGUGUUCAGAAGCAUUGAGUUUGUUGAAAGAAAAUUAUAAUGAGGAUCGUGAAACCCAAUCAGAAAACUCUGAAGAUGUCUCAAGGUCAUCUGAAGAUUUAUAAUAUAAUAAUUCUGAAAAUAACGAUAGUGAAGUUAGUGUAAAUUAUGAUGAAUAACUUUUAAUGUAUAUUUGGAUUUAUGUAUAUUAAUAUAAAGACAAACAUCUUAUUAUAUUUAAUAAUUAGUUAAUAUUAUUUAAAAUACAUUUAUUUAUACAUGUAUACUAAAAUUAAUAACAACAUUUUAUAUAGGUAGUAAAAACUUCUAAUAUGUAAAAUUGUUCAUAGCAUUAUAAAAUUAUUAAGAAAAAAAAAAAGUUGUCAAUCAAAAAGUACAAUUUCGUCCACUAUGCUCAGUUCAAAAUCUAAAGAUCAAAAAUAUUGAAACUUUAAUACUAUAAACUUUCCUUUUUUCGUACGCUUUUUCCUGAAUUUUCCAAUUAUUAAGACAACUACAAUACAAAUAAACAACCGAUCCAUUGCACCAUUUUGACAUUUUCUUCAUUUUUCAAAAAAUAUUCUACAGUUGGAAAUCAAAACAAGAUUUCUGGUAGUAAACUUUUUCAUAAACAAAAAAAUUAAUAAAGUACAUAUCACAGUUAAACCAAUACAAUUCUCACUGAGCUCAAAAUCUAAAACAAUUUUUAAUAGUUCACACACGAAAAAUAGUUUCAUUUUUGGUUUUUAACUGUUGAGUUUUACUCUUAAUUAUUAUUAAUUGUUAUUUAUUUUUUCUAAUCAAUGGUUAAUUUUUCAGUACUGUUUCAAUACACCCAUCGUUCACGUCAUUAGCGACAACGUUACAGAUAUAGUGAAAGACUCGAACCUAAUCAAUACGAUCAACGAAAACGUAGCAUUUGAUUAUCCACACAUGGCAGCCUUAACUCUGGAAGAUAAAUAUAGUCAGUUCUAUUUAAAAAAGGAAGUCAAAUUUUUGAUUUAAUGCUUACAACGUUCGUAAUAUGAAUUUCAAAAGAUACGUACAAAACUUAAUAUUUCAUAUUUUAUUUAAUUUAUUGUCUUUAAUGUAUUUUAUUAUUCAACUGCUAACAAUACAAAAAUUAUACAUACAAG
Molecule: messenger RNA, 35756 nt
Organism: Cinara cedri
Lineage: Eukaryota; Metazoa; Arthropoda; Insecta; Hemiptera; Aphididae
Source: the annotation of a GenBank genome assembly